AUGGUAAUUUUACCGAUACAGGAACCACUCACUGUAACUCGCUACUUUCAGGCAGGAUACAAGUCUCGAUCUGAAAAUCGUGCUCGUAAAGCUCUGCGUACGAUCACGUUCAUCUUGGGUGCAUUCAUCGUGCUGUGGACGCCGUUCUACGUACUGGCCACCAUAUACGGAUUUUGUGAAAGUUGUAAAAGCUCACCAGCCUUCAACAUGCUCUAUUCGAUCAGCUACUACUUGUGCUACAUGAAUUCGCCAUUAAACCCGUUCUGCUAUGCUAUGGCUAAUCAACAAUUCAAGAAGACGCUCACACGCAUAUUUAAAGGCGAUUUUAGACGUAUGUAG
Molecule: messenger RNA, 339 nt
Organism: Cooperia oncophora
Lineage: Eukaryota; Metazoa; Nematoda; Chromadorea; Rhabditida; Trichostrongylidae
Source: the annotation of a GenBank genome assembly